AUGGAAUAUCCUUCAAAAGAUGUCAUUGUAGGUGGUCAAUGGCUAGUUUUGUCCAAGAUUGGCGAAGGAUCCUUCGGAGAAGUCUUCAAAGUCAAGGACAUUGAUUCGAACCGUUUCUACGCAAUUAAGCGAGAGUCACUGGAGCUAGAAUGCCCUCAGCUACAUCACGAAAGUGUUAUGUAUGAUGUUCUAGCAGGUGGUCCUUGUAUACCAACAUGUCAUUGGUAUGGCCCACAUGAUGGCUUUGAUUGUAUUGUCAUUGAUCUGCUAGGCUCAAGCCUCAAAGAUCUUCAGACAACUGUAAGAGAUAUACCUCUGGAUAUUGUUAUUGAUUUGGGCUGUCAAUUGAUCUCAUGCUUGGAGCACAUGCAUGAUAGAGGCAUCGUCUACAGAGACAUUAAGCCCGAGAACUUUUUAUUCCCUGCCUCUUGUAUCCUAGGCGAUAACAUUGAAAUGAACUGGCCUUCUUAUGCCACUAAUGAUCCAGAAAAUAGCCCACCUCCUUCCCCUCCUUCAUGUAGAACCGUACUCAAUAACUGGGGAAAACAAACAUCUCUUUAUGCAGUUGACUUUGGUCUAGCUACUUGGUGGAGAAACCCUAAAACAAAGAAGCCUUAUCCUGAGUGCAAAAAGCCCAUCAAGUUCAAGACGGGUACUGCUCGCUAUGCUUCCUUGAAUGUUCAUCGUGGCCGCACACAUUCAAGGAGAGACGACAUGGAAAGCUUGGGAUACUUGCUCUUAGAUCUGCUUUUAGCGGGCGAGUUACCAUGGUCUGGUGUAACUGCUCGAAGCUCAAAAGUAGGAUGGGAUCGCUUGAAGGAAAUCAAAGAAGAAAUCUUACUAGAAGACAUGUGUCUCGGCCUACCUCAUGGCAUCAUGGAUUUCAUUGAUUACACUCGAAGACUUCGCUUCAACGAUCGCCCUGACUAUGAUUAUCUACGUAGACUCUUGCGAGGCUGUAAUGAAGCCGGCCCGUUUUCAAAAUUAGUUACCCCACAUCCUUACUCGCGAAUGAUACCUUCGCCACCUAAAUAUCAGCAUCAGCAGCAAAAGCAACAGCAACAGAAACAUAUCCCACAACAGCAUCAUUCGCAGCAACCUCGUCAAAAGAAAUACCAUACCAGAGAGCGUAGUAAUGAAUCAUACAAAAGGCCAUCUCGUCAUGUCUCUUACAAGUCGAAAUCACCAUCAAAUCACACAAACAGCAUUGGAGAUCAACAAGAUGAUGUCUUUGUUAUGGAUGACCUGAUGAAAGAACUGGCCCCCAUCUCAACCACUCCCUCGCCACCGUUACACACUCAUCAAGGCUAUCAAAGGAAACGGUAUGAUAAGAGUAACACAAAUCAACAUCGAAACAACUAUAGGUACCAUUCCUCUUCAUCUCAACAUCAGCAUUACUAUAAAUAUGGUCAACAUGCACAGCAAAAACGACAUCAGAACAGACAUCACGUCGGUUGGAAUAGCCAUAAGCACAGUCCUCAGCAACAGCAGCAACAGCAGCAGCAGCAAGAUCAGUGGGAAGGACAUGAUCCACACUACUCAGUCAAGAACAAUCUACAGACACCUUGA
Molecule: messenger RNA, 1569 nt
Organism: Mucor velutinosus
Lineage: Eukaryota; Fungi; Mucoromycota; Mucoromycetes; Mucorales; Mucoraceae
Exons: 4
Coding region: 1-1569 (522 amino acids)
Biological process (GO): signal transduction; peptidyl-serine phosphorylation
Cellular component (GO): nucleus; cytoplasm
Molecular function (GO): ATP binding; protein serine/threonine kinase activity
Source: RefSeq, a predicted model, not a curated record